This is a messenger RNA of Rhinolophus ferrumequinum (greater horseshoe bat), 2607 nucleotides long. RefSeq names its product RNA 2',3'-cyclic phosphate and 5'-OH ligase (gene RTCB). Gene Ontology annotation, cellular component: nucleus; tRNA-splicing ligase complex. Gene Ontology annotation, molecular function: RNA ligase (ATP) activity. Gene Ontology annotation, biological process: tRNA splicing, via endonucleolytic cleavage and ligation. Bases 86 to 1603 code for a protein of 505 amino acids. The record is from RefSeq and is a predicted model, not a curated record. Lineage: Eukaryota; Metazoa; Chordata; Mammalia; Chiroptera; Rhinolophidae. The transcript has 12 exons.
CGGAAGGUGGCGCCUCAGCGAGCCGGACCGCGCGGGGCAGCUGCUCGUCAGAGCGGGUGCGGGAGUUGCUACCGCGGUCGCCGCCAUGAGUCGCAACUACAACGAUGAGCUGCAGUUCUUGGAAAAGAUCGAUAAGAACUCCUGGAGAAUCAAGAAGGGCUUCGUGCCCAACAUGCAGGUUGAAGGAGUUUUCUAUGUGAAUGAUGCUCUGGAAAAAUUAAUGUUUGAGGAAUUAAGGAAUGCCUGUCGAGGUGGUGGAGUUGGUGGCUUCCUGCCUGCCAUGAAACAAAUUGGCAAUGUGGCAGCCCUGCCUGGCAUUGUUCAUCGAUCUAUUGGGCUUCCUGAUGUCCAUUCGGGUUAUGGGUUUGCUAUUGGGAAUAUGGCAGCCUUUGAUAUGAAUGACCCUGAAGCGGUGGUGUCCCCAGGUGGCGUCGGAUUUGACAUCAACUGUGGUGUGCGCCUGUUGAGAACCAAUUUAGAUGAAAGUGAUGUCCAGCCCGUGAAGGAGCAACUCGCCCAAGCUAUGUUUGACCACAUUCCUGUUGGGGUGGGAUCCAAAGGUGUCAUCCCAAUGAAUGCCAAAGACUUGGAAGAGGCCUUGGAGAUGGGUGUGGACUGGUCCCUGCGAGAAGGCUAUGCCUGGGCUGAAGAUAAGGAGCAUUGUGAGGAGUACGGAAGGAUGCUGCAAGCUGACCCCAAUAAGGUCUCCGCCAGGGCUAAAAAAAGAGGCCUUCCUCAGUUGGGGACCCUGGGAGCAGGUAACCACUAUGCAGAAAUCCAGGUUGUGGACGAGAUUUUCAAUGACUACGCUGCUAAGAAAAUGGGCAUUGACCAUAAAGGACAGGUGUGUGUGAUGAUCCACAGCGGAAGCAGAGGCUUGGGCCACCAGGUAGCCACAGAUGCCCUGGUUGCUAUGGAAAAAGCUAUGAAGAGAGACAAGAUUAUCGUCAAUGACCGUCAGCUGGCCUGUGCUCGAAUCGCCUCCGCAGAGGGUCAGGACUACCUGAAGGGCAUGGCGGCCGCUGGGAACUACGCAUGGGUCAACCGCUCUUCGAUGACCUUCCUAACCCGUCAGGCUUUUGCCAAGGUCUUCAACACAACCCCUGAUGACCUGGACCUCCACGUGAUCUAUGAUGUUUCUCACAAUAUCGCCAAAGUGGAACAGCAUGUGGUGGACGGAAAGGAGAGGACGCUGUUAGUCCACCGGAAGGGGUCCACCCGAGCUUUCCCUCCUCACCACCCCCUCAUUGCUGUUGAUUACCAACUCACUGGACAACCAGUGCUCAUCGGUGGCACCAUGGGAACCUGCAGUUACGUUCUUACUGGCACUGAGCAGGGCAUGACUGAGACCUUUGGAACCACCUGUCAUGGAGCGGGCCGUGCAUUGUCCCGAGCAAAAUCUCGACGUAAUUUAGAUUUCCAGGAUGUCUUAGACAAAUUGGCAGAUAUGGGGAUUGCAAUCCGUGUUGCCUCACCCAAACUGGUUAUGGAAGAGGCUCCUGAGUCCUAUAAGAACGUGACCGAUGUGGUGAACACCUGCCAUGAUGCUGGAAUCAGCAAGAAGGCCAUUAAACUGAGACCGAUUGCUGUUAUCAAAGGCUAGAACCCUAACUGUGGCCCCCGAAACCGCUGCCCCUCCCUGAGGUGGACGUGGACUGCAGUGCUCUUCAGACAUCAGACUUAAGAAACCUGACGGGUUCCAGAAUGUGCGGCUGUAACUACCCAGAUGGUUGACCAGGAGGCUGCUGCUUCAGGAGCUGUGGAAUUCCCUUCUGGGAGGAGUCACAUUGCCCUCAUUUGGAAAGGGAUGUGUGUGCUUCCUCCCUGGUUGUCUCACCGAUUCUUAGGAAAAUUCAUUAGCUGGUGGGGAUAGGUCAAGAAACUGCCUUACUCAGUCAUACGAGUCUUUAAUCAUCAGAAUGGACUUCUCAUACCAAGCUCUCUUUACAUCCUGAGAGAUGUCAUAAAGAACAUUCUAUGAAAUGAGAAGGUUUUGGCACGUUUCCUUUCUGCCCUCCUUUUGUCAUUUUGUCCAUUCAUCUACCAUCUGUCCCCUUCCCCGGCACUGAGCAAAACCCUAAAUACCAGUCUUACCCAGAGAGCACCCACGGGGCCAUACCCGGGUAUUAGAUGAAUGGCUGGUGGGACACACGGAGGAGGGAGUAUGUGUGGAAGUAUGAGAAUAGAGACCCACAAGAGAAAAUAGUGUUGUUGGACUUGCUACCUUUCUCGUUCUAAAUUUAAGGCAGAGUUUUGACUUACCAGCAAAUGGUAUCAUCAGCUGGUAUCUGUCAUUAAUUAAGCCUCGUCUGGCAGACUUUUGUUGAAUAAUAACUUGCACAGUAGCAGCAAAGAAUCCUCACAUAAAACUCAAUAUCUUUACAUGGGUGAUUGAAUUAUUAUAAAAACAGUAAAGGACCACAUCUGUUGUGAUGUUAAUGAUUGCUCUGUGUUGACAGGUUGACUGUUCUUGUGCCACCAAAUUAGAUUUCAUGGUAUACACUGUGACACCUCGAAGAUGUGCAGGUCAGAGGUGACUAAAGCCGUGGUGGAGUCCAAAUAGCCAGGAAAAUAGAAAAAUCUAAUAAAGUUGCAAUACAUUGUUUA